AUGUCUGCCGAACAGAAUCACGGACUCGAGAAGGAUGUCGGUGCCCCUGCUGCCCCUGCUCCCGCGGCCCCCAAUGCGCCUAUGGGAGUCAACGGCGGUCUUCCUGGCGGCAUGACUGCUGAGGAGCACCGAUCGCGCUUUGGCUACGGUCCCCUGUCGCACGUCAACACCCAGGAGGCUGUUCUUCGCCCAUUCGGUGGUGAGUUCCAGCCCGGUCUGUACAAGUCGGUCGAGACGCGCAAGUUCGCCAACCCAGCUCCGCUUGGUCUGUGUGCUUUCGCCUUGACCACUUUCGUCCUGAGCUGUAUCAACAUGGGAGCGCGGGAUAUCAGUGCACCCAACAUUGUCAUCGCCUUGGCUUUUGGUUAUGGUGGUCUCGUCCAGCUGCUUGCUGGCAUGUGGGAAAUGGCUAUUGGAAACACUUUUGGUGCCACUGCUCUGUCCUCUUAUGGUGGCUUUUGGCUCGCCUUUGCCAUUGUCCUCACUCCCGGUGGUUUCAACAUCCAGAGCGCUCUCACGGAAAAUGGCGAUGAGACGAUGUUCUACAACUCGUUCGGAUUGUUCCUGAUGGGCUGGUUCAUCUUCACCACCAUCAUGCUCUUCUGCACCCUGCGAUCAACCGUCGCCUUCUUCUCCCUGUUCUUUUUCCUGGACAUCACCUUCCUGCUCCUCGGUGUCGGUUACAUCCAGCGUAACGAUGCUGGUGUCCCCAACCCUCCCGUUAUCAAGGCCGGCGGUUUCUUCGGUCUUCUGGCUGCCUUUGCUGCUUGGUAUAACGCCCUCGCCGGUAUUGCCGACAGCAGCAACAGCUUCUUCGUCAUCCCCGUCGCCCACUUCCCGUGGUCGCCGACCGGCCGUGCUCGUCGCGACAAGACCGAGCGCGAGACUGUCUAA
Molecule: messenger RNA, 894 nt
Organism: Aspergillus mulundensis
Lineage: Eukaryota; Fungi; Ascomycota; Eurotiomycetes; Eurotiales; Aspergillaceae
Product: acetate uptake transporter family protein
Exons: 3
Coding region: 1-894 (297 amino acids)
Cellular component (GO): plasma membrane
Molecular function (GO): acetate transmembrane transporter activity
Source: RefSeq, a predicted model, not a curated record